Messenger RNA from Camelina sativa (false flax), 1420 nucleotides. Its product is annotated as putative protein phosphatase 2C 59. Gene Ontology annotation, molecular function: cation binding; protein serine/threonine phosphatase activity. Gene Ontology annotation, biological process: protein dephosphorylation. The record is from RefSeq and is a predicted model, not a curated record. Lineage: Eukaryota; Viridiplantae; Streptophyta; Magnoliopsida; Brassicales; Brassicaceae.
ACAAAUGGAGGAAUCAGCUUCUUCUUCUUCUUCUUCUUCUUCUUCGUCAUUUUAUUUUUCAAAACGAAGACCAGAGAGAGAGAGAGCUAUAUUGGAGACGAAUCCCUAAUUCUUCUCGGGUCUUAAUCUGCUGAAUUUGUUCAUCUCUUUCUUCUUCAGGGUUUGAUUGGUGGAUAAAAAAGGAAGCUGAAUCAGCUUCAGAUUUGUAUUUGUAAAUUUUUUUGCUCCGAUCAAGACAAUAAGAAGGCUUUCUGAGGAGUUAUGGGAUAUCUCAAUUCUGUGUUGUCAUCUUCGAGUCAGGUUCAUGCUGACGAUGGACCUGUUAGCGGCGGCGGCCUCAGUCAAAACGGGAAGUUCAGCUAUGGAUAUGCAAGCUCUCCUGGUAAAAGAUCUUCAAUGGAGGACUUCUAUGAGACUAGAAUCGAUGGCGUUGAUGGCGAAAUAGUUGGUCUAUUUGGUGUCUUUGACGGUCAUGGAGGUGCACGUGCCGCUGAAUAUGUGAAGCAAAAUCUGUUCAGUAACCUGAUCAGGCAUCCAAAGUUCAUCUCUGAUACCACAGCAGCUAUAGCUGAUGCAUACAACCAAACAGACUCGGAGUUUCUCAAAUCAGAAAAUAGUCAGAACAGAGAUGCUGGUUCAACAGCGUCAACAGCCAUCUUAGUUGGUGACCGUUUACUUGUUGCAAAUGUAGGGGACUCUAGAGCUGUUAUAUGCAGAGGUGGCAAUGCUAUUGCUGUAUCCCGAGAUCACAAGCCUGAUCAAAGUGAUGAGCGUCAAAGAAUUGAGGAUGCAGGAGGAUUUGUCAUGUGGGCUGGAACAUGGAGAGUUGGUGGAGUUCUUGCUGUUUCUCGUGCAUUUGGCGAUAGGUUGCUGAAGCAGUAUGUUGUUGCUGAUCCGGAGAUACAGGAGGAGAAAGUUGAUAGCUCUCUCGAGUUUCUCAUUCUUGCAAGUGAUGGUCUCUGGGAUGUCGUAUCUAACGAGGAAGCCGUAGGCAUGAUCAAGACGAUAGAAGAUCCCGAGGAAGGUGCAAAGAGACUGAUGAUGGAAGCUUACCAAAGAGGAAGUGCAGACAACAUAACUUGUGUCGUCGUACGUUUCUUUUCAGACCAAGCAGGAGGAGUAGGUUCCAGCAGCAACAGUGUCCCAAUCGAUCAUGGUAUCAAUCCGGACUCAUCAACCUAGUUUUAACAUUGGUAACGUCCAUUCGGUGUGAUCUCAAAACAGGUGAAUCCGGGAGAUUAUAUAUUGUUAUAGAAAGGUCGAAGGUUUUCAAGAAUAUACAGACAAAAAACUCACACACGAACGUUUUUUUUCUGUGUCGUGUUAUAUCUUUUGUUGUUGUUACUUGUUAUACAUUUGUUAAUUGGGCAUGUAGCGAAACAUAGAAUAAGUGUAUUAGUACAAGUUCUGAUUCAUUCUA